AUGGCAACUUUGCGAUCGCGGAACAACACAGCUUUCGAAUUAGAGGACAAGAUUGCGACGAAUCCACAAAGACCACUAAGCGUAGACGUCUCGCUGAACAGCCUCCUCGGGCGUUUGGAAAGUGUCGACAAGAUCCUUGUGUAUGCAGUUGGGGCUUUCGAUCGAUAUUAUGUCUGCUGGCAGGACAGGCAGGGAGGAUAUAGGCAAGAGAGACAGGGACUCCCACGUGUCCUCGAUGAAUGGCUUUUCCCUCCCAACGGGUCAAGUAGAGACUUCGAGACCCUUCAAGUCUCCCUUGGACAUAACGACGAAUUCUUCGCCUUCGAUCAGUAUGAGCGGAUCUCACACAUCAACACAAAUCUGCGAGAAAACGUGAGCAGCAUCAACCAGAGAUCGCUCAUACCGGCUGCGGUAAACGCGUCUCAGGCAAUGGCAGUCCGAAGAAAGGCACAUACCUUUUCCUACUCGGAUGAGGUCCAAGAGCACGAUCAGCAACCUUUGUCAAUACAACUGCGGAAGGGGGUCAAGAAGAGAAUCAGACCACGGAGUAUUGCAAUAGCGGGAGUGUUGUCACUAAGAGCGCCGCAUGAGAGGAAGACUAGCCAGGAGGACCGAGCCUUGAAAGCGUGGCCGGGCAACUCAGGUAUAAGCCAGCGUCAACCAUCGCCAGUUCGACAUCCCGUGUAUUCAGACGCCGGAGUCCAGACGGAUCCAGUGCAGUAUGGGCACCAAGAUGCUGCGGAUGCUGCACUCCACGAUAUUGCAACGAAACCGAGAAGGUCUUGUGUUUCUUCCAUCUCGUCAUUUUCCUCCCUGCUUUCGGACAGCUCUUCAGCAACAAUGGAUUCAGCCGCCUCCCUUUCGAGCACUUCCUCCAUAUGCCCAAGGAAUCCGAUCAGUAUAGGGGCGAUGAAUCGAUACUUCAGAGAAAGUCAGUACCGGCUUGGGGACGCUCUUAUUAGAGCACCCCCUGCUGGAAUUGGUGCUCACUAA
Molecule: messenger RNA, 993 nt
Organism: Cladophialophora immunda
Lineage: Eukaryota; Fungi; Ascomycota; Eurotiomycetes; Chaetothyriales; Herpotrichiellaceae
Exons: 3
Coding region: 1-993 (330 amino acids)
Source: RefSeq, a predicted model, not a curated record